GAUUGCCUCAAGCGUCCAAGGACGUAUCUUUUGCUGGGUUAUGUACUCACGUGCUAGCGAGCUCAGAACACGCAAGCAAGACAUACAAGUAUCACGCAUCUAACUCUGAGGAAGACUUAUCACUAUGGAUAGUGGGAUCGAAAUGAUCGCUAAAAGACCCAAAAUGGAUGAUGCUGAAGUAAAACCGAAACUUGGAAGAGGCGGAAGUUACAUCAAGGAAGGAGGUGACAUGACACAUAGCACGUGCAUUAUCUUCUCUCUUAUUGAGGAAGUUGGCGCCUUAGCAACGGCUUUGAAGAUUUUUAAGGACAAUAAUGUGAAUCUUAAUCACAUUGAAUCACGUUCGUCCAAACGCUCGCCCAACCACUAUGAGUUUAUUGUCGAAUGUGAUACAACCUCAAAGGGCCUUGGAAAAGCGUUGGAUAUCUUACAUAAAACGACAACCUACAUGCAGGUCAUAUCACGAGACCAUAUGGACAAUGCUGAUACAGUGCCCUGGUUUCCUGGAAAAAUCAAGGAACUUGAUCGUUUUGCUAAUCAAAUUCUUUCUUAUGGAUCAGAAUUGGACGCUGAUCACCCAGGAUUUACGGAUCCUGAAUACAGAAAGAGAAGGAAAUACUUCGCUGACAUCGCCUAUCAUUAUCGACACGGUCAACCUAUCCCUCGGGUUCAGUAUUCUGAGGAAGAGAUUAAAACAUGGGGCACUGUAUUUCGUCAUUUGACUAAACUUUACCCAAGUCAUGCCUGCCGAGAACACAACCAUAUAUUUCCUUUGAUGGUAGAGAACUGCGGUUACCAUGAAGAUAACAUUCCACAACUGGAAGAUGUAUCCAAUUUUUUAAAAGACUGCACCGGAUUCACACUACGACCUGUGGCUGGUCUUCUGAGUUCUCGGGACUUCCUGGCGGGCUUAGCCUUCCGAGUGUUUCACUCAACUCAGUACAUAAGACACUCUUCCAAGCCUCUGUACACACCUGAACCUGACGUUUGCCAUGAACUUCUGGGACAUGCACCGCUGUUUGCCAAUCCGAGUUUUGCUAGAUUUUCCCAGGAAAUUGGUUUGGCUUCUCUUGGAGCUCCAGACGACUAUAUAGAGAAACUAGCCACGUGUUACUGGUUUACAGUUGAGUUCGGACUGUGUAAGCAAGAAGGAGAGAUAAAAGCCUAUGGCGCUGGACUACUUUCUUCGUUUGGCGAACUCGAGUAUUGCUUAAGUGAUAAACCAGAGAUUAGGCCUUUCGAUCCUUAUAGAACUGGGGAGCAGAAGUAUCCCAUAACGGAGUACCAGCCCGUCUAUUUUCUGGCUGAUAGUUUUGAGGACGCUCAGAGGAAAAUGAGAAAGUUUGCCUUGUCUAUUCCACGCCCGUUUACAGUUCGCUACAACGCCUAUACCCAGAGUGUGGAAAUCUUGGAUACAAAACCACAGGUCCAAGGACUGGUCAGAGACAUCCAAUUUGAAAUGCAACUGCUGAGCGAUGCCAUGAUGAAGAUCAAGUAAAAAAACUUAACUCGUGAAGAUGAGGAAAUUCGACAUCAUGGAAAACAAGCUACGAGAUCUAGAAAUAUUCAGACAUUCUUAUACAAGACCAUUUUUUACACGAACAAUUCAAAAGACUUUAUAAGUGUAAGUUAACAGUGCUACCAAUCUCUCUCAUUUUGUUUGAACUGUUUUCACGAAUGGCCUCGACUGAAUCAUCUUCAUGCGUAAUUUGUGGCUUAAUUCAAUACGUUAAUGGGCUCCAACUAUCAGAUUAGUUAUGUAUACAUGUUCGCCUAAAGCGGCAGUUACUUUCAGUUGCUCGUAUUUUUCGUCUGAGAGUGUUAGUAAAAACACUUUUCCAUUGUAAGUUCAUAUACCUUAGUAAUAUUUUUGUCAUAUGCUCUUUUACAAUAUUAUGAUAAACGUUUAGUAUAUAAGAUAUGACUUUGUACAUAACAAACCAUGGAGUUUAAACGCCGCUUUUGACAACUCCAUAGGCUACUAAAGUUGCUGAAAAAGUUUAGUUUCUAUUGAAGGACGUUGCAUUAUGUCAUUAUCCUUGAUAUAAGAGAUCAGAAAAAAAAAACGUAAUAAUUCUACACGAAUGUACAAAAGCUACCAAUUAUGUUGAAAGUACCAUUCUUGUGUAUUUUUAUGAGAUAAAUCUCUGGUUGUGGUUAUCCCAUCACUUCUGUAUUCCAUAAAUUUAGAUACGUUGAGUUGAAAAUAUCGCUUAUGUAGAAAGUACAAAUAAGUGAUUUAGAAUAUUUUCGAUUUGUUAUUGUGUGCUUCUCUUGGAUUAGCGUAAUAAUCUGGCGAUUUGCCUGACAUCUGCC
Limulus polyphemus (Atlantic horseshoe crab) is the source of this 2316-nucleotide messenger RNA. RefSeq names its product protein henna-like. Gene Ontology annotation, biological process: L-tyrosine biosynthetic process; L-phenylalanine catabolic process. The record is from RefSeq and is a predicted model, not a curated record. The transcript has 13 exons. Gene Ontology annotation, molecular function: phenylalanine 4-monooxygenase activity; iron ion binding. NCBI's taxonomy places the organism in Eukaryota, Metazoa, Arthropoda, Merostomata, Xiphosura, Limulidae. The coding region runs from base 125 to 1498 and encodes 457 amino acids.